CGGCCGGGCUGGGGGCUCGGGCCGGGGUCGCCAUGGGCAACCUGUUCGGCCGCAAGAAGCAGAGCCGGGUGACGGAGCAGGACAAGGCCAUCCUGCAACUGAAGCAGCAGCGGGACAAGCUGAAGCAGUACCAAAAGAGGAUCACCCAGCAGCUGGAGCGGGAGCGGGAGAUUGCCCGGCAGCUCCUGCGGGACGGCCGGAAGGAACGGGCCAAGCUGCUGCUUAAGAAGAAGCGAUACCGGGAGCAGCUCCUGGACAAGACGGAGAACCAGAUCACCAGCCUGGAGACAAUGGUCCAGAGUAUUGAGUUCACCCAGAUUGAAAUGAAGGUGAUUGAAGGGCUGCAGUUUGGAAAUGAGUGUCUGAAUAAGAUGCACCAGGUGAUGUCCAUAGAAGAAGUGGAACGGAUCCUGGACGAGACCCAGGAGGCUGUGGAGUAUCAGCGGCAAAUAGAUGAGCUGUUGGCAGGAAGCUUCACUCAGGAGGACGAAGAUGCCAUCCUGGAGGAACUGAACGCCAUCACUCAGGAACAAAUAGAGCUGCCAGAGGUUCCUUCAGAGCCCCUUCCCGAAAAGAUCCCAGAGAAAGUCCCCGUCAAGGCCAGGCCCAGGCAGGUGGACCCAGUGGCAGCCUCAUAACUCAGCCUCCUCGAGUGGGACUCGCAGGGACUCCCCAAGGACUGGGGCCCGCAGAGAGUUUGGGUGUGUGGCCAGCCCCAACUGGGCUCCCAGGAGGCCAGCGCCGGGCCAGGCUGGCUGGGUGCUGACGGAGCAGUGCAGCGCACUCGGGGCUCACUAUCAGGAUGACUGUGGAGCAUUUCCCUGGUGCUGCUGUCUUGCUCUCAUUUCUGGAUUAAAUGGCAACAUUCAACUCUCCA
Ceratotherium simum simum (southern white rhinoceros) is the source of this 877-nucleotide messenger RNA. NCBI's taxonomy places the organism in Eukaryota, Metazoa, Chordata, Mammalia, Perissodactyla, Rhinocerotidae. The record is from RefSeq and is a predicted model, not a curated record.